Molecule: messenger RNA, 5697 nt
Organism: Anopheles funestus (African malaria mosquito)
Lineage: Eukaryota; Metazoa; Arthropoda; Insecta; Diptera; Culicidae
Product: protein pygopus-like
Exons: 3
Coding region: 1864-4476 (870 amino acids)
Source: RefSeq, a predicted model, not a curated record
ACGGGAAGUGCACGGUGCGGUGUGGCUGAUAAGCGUUCGCAAAUCGUACAGUUUGUCCCGUGCGUGCGAGAUAGUGCAUGGCAUCUCUUGUGCACGAGACGGAUGGGUUCCAUUCAUCGGCGGCUUAUUCGGUGCGCAAGUUUGUGUGUGCGUGUGUGUGCGUGAACACGAGCAAUCGGUUUGCAUGUAGUGGUGUCAACAUGACAGGCGAAUAGGAAGCGCGAAGAAGAAAACAUAACGUAAACGAGACUCUCGCGACAACGACGUGCAAAGAAGCAGAAGUGAUGAUUAUUCGAUAAAAGCAAUCGAAAUAGAAACAGAAAAGCAAAGUGAAGCGAAAAAGUGUACGGUUUGACGAUUACGAGCAGGAACAAAUAUUGCGUUCCUGUGUUACAUUGUGUGAGCAAUCCUGCGCGAGUGAUCCUUUUUUUUGGCGGCAGCCUUUGCAUCCCUGUAAAACGGCUUUUCCUGCCCAACGAACGCAACAGAGUGCCUCCGAGCGGACACCAACCAUACACAUGCACGCAUCAUCAGCGGGAUAAGGGUACGCGUUCCGUCAACAUUCUUCCCCCCACCCCGGUCGUGCGUCCUACCACUCCUGGUCCCCGGCAUCGUCCACGAACCCCAUGCAGCCGUAAUUGUUUUGAUGGAAGGAAAUCGAGCGACAAAUCGCGUCCAGUUCGAUACCCGCGGUGGAAUGCAUUAAGUUCGCGUGAUGUGUGGCAGUUUGCAGUUGUGAUUAUUUGAUUUGUAGAAGAAAAAAACGGAACAUCUAAAGAAAAAAAUUGGAACACAAUUUCCUUCUCCUGUGUGAUAUGGUCUCCGCGCUCAAGAAGUGACCGCCGUCGUGUGUUUUGUCCCAUCGAUACACCUUUCGUGCUUGUGGUUGUGUGCGUGCGUGUGCGAAGCAAUCGUCGGUGAAGAAGAAGUGUGUAGGAUUUGUCAAACGCGCAUCAUUUGCUCUCGCCCGCAACAUUUGACGAAAUCAUAAAAAAAAUAUAUAUCCCGGAAAAUCCGGCAAUCUCUCCAGCGGCCGAAUAAUCGAAGGAUGCAAUUAUUCUCACCCGAGUGCCACCGAACAGUGGCCGAAGAUCGAUAUAGAACACAUGAAAUGAUCGAUGCGGCACGUGGUGUUGGCCUGGACUGAUAGCUGAACAGUGACGAAAAAAAGUACAGAACCUCAUUACACCGAAGAAAAAUGAUCGGACGUUGGUCCAAGGAAGCGCUCGUUGUCAAUGGAUACUGGUUCGACAUACGGUCACACUGGUGCUAUCCGGGAAAGGACUGAACAGUUGGAAACAAGGUGAAAAUAGGAUGUGAAGUUCGUAAGAGCAACAAAAAAAAUCAUCGGAAGCAAAAUAUGAGCAAUAUUUUAGAUAAUAACGUAACGUGUGGUAAACAGUCAACAACGUAUUAUUAGCAUUAGACAGUAGUGUUGUGUCGCGUUGAUUAGUCGGUGAGGUCUAUGUACGCGGGUAUCUUGGCACCGAAGAAAAAUACAUGUAGGAAAGAGAUUAAGAACAGCACAAAAUGCCGUGUUCUGUGCGGGAAGAAAAUAUGAUCAAGUGAGCGACGUGUUUAUUGAACGAUUAGGCAACGUGUGAACGUAUCGAUCGAAAAGACUAUGCGUGUAAAUUACGAUGAAGCAGCAGCGUGUGAUAAAUGGUCUCCCGUUACGGUGGGUUUGUGGUGCUUAAAUCCGCAAAGAAAAGUGCUAACAAGCGCGUGGACAUAGAUACCGGUUAAGCGCAUUCGUGUGAACAAAAUCGUGGACACACAUCCAUUUCACCAAAGCGGCGCACCACUGACGAAGCGCAGCACGUGGGACCUGUUUAGCUGUUUAGUAGCAGUAGUAGUAGUAGUAUGACACACAAUCUGGGCAUGGCGUCUUAUCGGCUACCAGGACCCGGACUAUGUCCACCAGAUUUCAAAUCGCCCUCGGAAUCCCCCCAGCUGCCGAUAUCUGCACCGAGCAAUCCGAAAAAGCGAAGGAAAACGUCCAACGUCGUGAACUCGAAUGCGGUCACGUCGCAACCGACGCCGACACCAUCGCCCCAGGACCUGCUACCACCGCCACCGACCGGUUACGGUGACACGAUAGUGGCAUCGAACCCGUUCGAUGAUACGCCACCGCCAACACCUGCCUCGCACAUGGGCCAUAUGGGUCAUCCGCACGGUGGCGGUCACGGACCAGGGCCCGGUAUGAUGGGUCACCUUGGUGGCGGUGCCAUGGGACACGGUGGUCCGAUGGGUCCGAUGAACCAUAUGGGACCGAUGCACGGCGGAGCGCACCAUAUGGGUCCGGGCCCGAUGGGAGGUCAUCCGCAUGGGCCUCCGCACGGCGGACCGAUGGGUGGACCGGGCGGACCGCACGGCGGUGGUAUGGGACCACACGGUAUGGGACCUCACGGUAUGGGACCACACGGGCCGGGCCAUGGUUCGCCACAUCCGGGCAUGGGCCCGGGAGGACCACCGCACGGACCGCCCGGUAUGGGCGGGCCUGGACCGGGUGGACCACAAGGACCGCCGAUGAGGGGCAUGAGCCCGAUGGGUAUGGGCAGCCCAAUGGGUCACCAUCAUCCCGGCAUGCACAUGAACUCCGGGAUGGGCCAGAUGGGUGGCAUGCCGCACGGGAUGCAGCGCGGUGGCAUGAGUCCGAUGGGUCCGAACAUGGGCCCGGGAGCGCAGAUGGGUGGCCUUAGUCCGAUGGGUGGUGCCAUGAACCAGAGCAUGUCGCCGAUGGGUCCGAUGGGAGGUAUGUCUCCGAUGAGCCAACAGCAGCAACAGCAGCAGCAGAUGAACAGCAAAUCCGUGGGAAGUCCACUGAGUGCCGGCAACAUCGGUAGCCCAAUGAACUCCGUGCCCGGUAUGGGUUCGCCGCAUGCCGCCGGCGGGGGCGGCAUGUUGGGCAGCCCGAUGAACACUAGCGGCGGUCACAUGAACAAUGGCCCGAUGGGGCCACCAAUGAACAGCCCGCUCGGAAAUGGCCCACCGAACCAUGUGCCACUCGGGCCCAACUCGGCCGGCCACAGUCAAACGCCGCAACCGGUGUCCGCCGCGAACGUGACCGUCGUUGGCCAGACGUCACCAAACGUGGUGAUGAGUGGUGGACCGGGCGGUAACAAUGCGGUCGGCAUGAACAGUAGUAAUAGUAGGAUGAACUUACCGAAUGGUGCAAUGACAAAUCAGCAAUCAGGGAACUUAAAUCAAUUACCUCAUCAACUCGGACCCAUGGGUGCGAAUCAACAGCAGCAGCAGCAGGGCGGUGGUCCACAAGGACCGCAGGGUGGCCCGCAACAGAACAGUAGUCAAGGUCCGAGCAAUCAACCCGGUGGCAACCAGGGGCCGUCGUCUCAGGGUGGCCCACCGGGCAGUCAGUCAUCACAACAGUCACAACCGCUACAGCCUCAUCCACCGCCACACGGCCAGCAUCAGCAACUGCCACUACCCCAACAGUCACCUCAUGCUCAACACAAUCCUGGUGGCCCCGGCAGUGGAGGCCCGGGUCCCGGUCCUGGCCAGCAACAGCAGCAGCAGCAGAUGAACCAAAUGGUUGGCCCGGGCGGUGUUCCUCCGAUGGGUAACAGCAUGGGUGGACCCAUGGGCGGUGGAGGAAUGAUGGGCCCCGGUGGUCCCGGUGGAGGUCCGGCAAAUUCAAUGGGUGGCAUGAAUCAUCAUGCACAUCACCAUCAUCAUCACGCGGGCAAUCAUCAACAGGCUGGCGGCAAUCCGCACAUGGGCUCGGGUAUGGGCGCCAACAACAUGCACCAUCAUAUGGGUGGUGGCGGAGGAGGAGGAGGUGGUGGAGGAGGUAUAAUGCCACCGCACGCGAAUAUGCCACCGGGUGCGGGUGGCGGACACAGGCCACCAAUGCAUGGCGGCGGAAUGGGUGGCAGUGGGCCAGGUGGUAUGGGCCCGGGUGGUAUGAUGGGUGGACCACCGAUGGGAGGACCGAUGGGAGGUGGCCAUAUGGGUGGAGGAGGAAUGGGCGGUGGUGGAAUGGUCGGUGGCAGUCCGAUGCAAUCGCCGCACAUGAUGGGGGGCGGUGGCGGACCGGGCGGUCCGAUGGGAGGUGGACCAAUGGGCGGUGGACCAAUGGGUGGACCGAUGGGUGGACUAGGGCCACCGGGAAACGGUCCGAACGGGCCAAACCAUCAUCACCAUAUGGGUAUGUUUGGCCCGAAGCCGAUGCCCGUGACGUCCGGCAAACUGUACCCACCCGACCAGUCGAAGGUAUUCAACCCGCAGAACCCAAACGCCCCGCCAAUCUACCCCUGUGGAGGAUGCCAUAAAGAAGUGCACGAUAAUGAUCAGGGUAUCCUUUGUGAAUCGGGAUGCAAUUUUUGGUUUCAUCGAACGUGCAGUGGACUGACGGAGGCGGCCUUCAACCUAAUACAUGCGGAAGUGUACGCCGAAUGGUGCUGCGACAAGUGUCUCAACUCCAAAAACAUACCGCUGGUAAAGUUUAAACCGUAGUAGAAGCGAGCCCGUAGCUCGACCGGACGCUGCACCACACAGCGGAGGGCCUGAGCCACGUCAACUCUACUGCACAGCCACUAUACAACACUUCAGUUGUUGCUGCAAACAGCGAGCAAACAAGCGCGUCCCCGCUCCAUUGUUGUUGGUGGGCCAUUUGCUUUUGAAAAGCAAAAUUUUAGUGUGCGCGUGUGUGUGUGGGAUGGGGUGCGUAACGGGGUAGGAGUGUACGGCGAACGAAGUGGAGUGGAUUGGCAUGAGGAUGUGUGGGUAUAGGCUGAGUGUGCUAUCUUUAAAGACUGGACCUUAAAGGCGUUAGGAGUUCGGAGGCGAAGUUAAGGAAGGAAUUCAGAUCCAUUUAGGAGAUCAGCCCAAUUGAUUUUUGCAUUGACGAUUCAUAUGUUUUUUUGUGAGAUUUCUGUAGAUAUUACUUGAUGAAGUUUUACUGUGAAACCUCGAUUUUCAUUAGUUGACGAUGAUCAUGAUGAUCGACGAUCGAGGCUAAGAGUUAAUUUGAAUGAUAAGGUAAGGAGAGAACGAUCGUUAGCAGUUUGUUUUUGCUAUUCGCUUGAUAGCAAUUGAAGAUGCCCUUUGUGUGCUUGUCCUUUGGUUUUGUUUUUGUUUCGUCCUCGUUUCGUUUGAUUGAAUCAUCCGUGUAAGAAUGGUUCUUUCAGAUGAGAAUACUGUUCUCUACAAUUGCUGCUGAAUACGCAUGGCCAUAUGCUCCUAUAGAUGGCUUGAAGGAUACACUUGCCCACACAACACAUACAUCCUCCCCAAUUCAAUGUUACAACCCGUUAGGUCGCGUUAUAGCUCCUUUAGCUUUGAGUGAGAUUGACAAUUGUACAGAUAAACAAAAAACAAACAAACAAAACAAAACACACAGAACAGGAUGGAUAAGACAAUUUAAAACAGACACAAACACGAAUCGAAUCACAACGAUAGUAGCCCACCCAUGCUCCCACAGGCGUGCAUUUGGAUUGUGUUGCGUGUUACCGGAAAGUGUACAGAGAAAGAAGUAAGGAAAAAAAUAUUGUAUUAGGUAUAUAAAUCGUGGGCGAACCUCCGGGCUUUAGUUGAAACAAAACCGCUAGCCAAGAGAUUUACGUAGUAAAGAAAGAUAGAGAGAGCGAGAGAGAGAGAGAGAAAAAACGGAUGAAAAAGAGGGACGCGUGCUUGUGUGUAAAAGUAAUAAAUGAAAUCAAAAAUGGCCUUCUCAAA